Molecule: messenger RNA, 7719 nt
Organism: Coregonus sp. 'balchen'
Lineage: Eukaryota; Metazoa; Chordata; Actinopteri; Salmoniformes; Salmonidae
Source: the annotation of a GenBank genome assembly
AUGCAGGUGAGCCCAUACUACUCAAUCAAAUACAUGCCCAAUGAACCUCACAGAACAGGGAAGGAUCACGACCAUCAAGUGAAACAAAAAACAGGUAAUGAUGAGGGUUGUCCUCAGUAAAUAAUGAAAACAGAACAAAAUGUAGACUACUGUGAUACAGACUGGCAUAGGAUUGGUGUUCUAAAGGACUCUACUCUAAUUAUCUCAUCUAUGUAUGCUAUAGAAUAUAAUAUAAUAAAAUGCUCUAAUUCUGUUCUCUGUAUGUGUUGGAUGAUUGAUUUUCAGGCUCUGCAAGUCAGGAAAUACCAGGAAGUCAUGGUAGCAGUACCAUGCAAAGGAGACUGUCCAAAGCUGAGAGAGAGAUCCAGGCCCUCAAGACCCAGAUCACCUUUGAGAGGGCAACAUGGGAGAGGAAGUUUGUGGAACUGCAGAAAAAACAACAGGACCUACGUUAUCAGGUGUGUGUGUGUGUGUGCAUGUAUGUGUGCGCGCGUGUAUGAAUAUGUGUGUUUCAUAAUUUAGUCAUAAUAAUAAUUCAAUGACAACUUUGUUUUAUUUUGAUCAGCUGAUCUCUGCGACUGUAGCCAGGCCUGGAAGCUUACUUCAGGUGGGCAGCUUUGAGGACCUUGGCGAGUCAGAGGUGGAGAACAGGCAUCCUUACGAUGAAAAGGACCAGGACAGCUCAAGUAAAUCACAUAAUCAACAGUGCUUGAUUUGCUGUAAUAUGGGAUUUAAAAGGACAAUGCACUCCAACAUAAAAGUUUGUCAGAUGUUUCCAUACCUCAAAAGUAGACUAGUGUUGAGAUAGGUCCACGUCACAAGCCAUUUGUUGCGUAGAUCAAGCUAUAUGCUUAAAUCCCAAAUGAAUGGAAAAGAUAAGCGUUUUCCUACUUCCAGAUUUUAUUCAGUGCUGAUCUUCUCCAUUCAUUUGGGGUUAAGGUAUAUAGCUAGAUAUACACAACCAAAGUCUUGGAGCAUGUAUUCAUCUUACCAUUGGACUAGUUUUGAGGUCUGAAAACAUUGGACAAAUGUUUAUUCUGAAGUGUAAUCUCCCUUUAAUAUCUAUGUUUUCAAUAGGAAAGAAUAAUUUUAUCCAUGACUUAAAAUAACAGGCAGCUUGAGCCAUUCCAACCGAAGCAGAGGGUCUGAGAGGACGUCAUCAACAGGUGACACAUGCCAAAGCAGCUUGUCUGGCAGCCAAGUCUCAUUGAACUCAGCAUUUGGCUCCAGACCCAUUUCUGCUCUGUCUACAGCCACCAGGUAGAGCCAUUUCUCUUCACCUGCUCCUAGCUGUGUCAAAAGGCCAUUAAACUUAAAAAUCUAUGUUUGGCACUUGUUUUCAGACCUCAAAAUUGGUCCAUGGAAAGCACCAUGUAAUUUUAAUAUUUACAGUGCUUAUCUUUUCCAUUAAUUUAGAGUUGAGGCAUAUAGCUGGAUCUACACAAACAAUGACUACUUUUGAGGUCUGAAAUGCUGUGUCUAAACAGGCAUCCCAAUUCUGAUAUUUUUUCCACUAAUUGGUAUUUUGACCAAAGACAUGAGAUCUUUUUCAGAGCUGAUCUGAUUGGUCAAAAGACCAAUUAGUGAAACAAAGAUCAGAAUUGGGCUGCCUGUGUAAACAUAGUCAAACAGACCUGGGUUAAAAUACAUGUGCAGUUAAGUAUUUGUAAUUUAAAUAUUUAUUUUCUCUGUAUUUGAGUAUUUUAAAAUAAUGUGGCAAAAAUCAACCACUUCUAUUUGAAGUAUUUGAAAGUAUUUUUUAAUCCUAGAAAUAGCCUACUAUUUGAAACAAUUUUCAAAUAUUUGUUUCUAAAUAGAUUAUUUCAAACACCCCUAGAACCAAACAGACCUGGGUUCAAAUGCGUAUUUAAAGUAUUUGUAUUUGAAAGUACACUGUCUGUGUAUUUGAGUAUUUUCAAAUGCAUUCCAAUAUCCAAAUAAAAAAAUAUCAACAUCCUUACUUCAAAAUGUCUUUGAAAGUAAUUGAGGAAAACCCUAAAUAGUAUUUUGAACCCAGGUCUGGUCUGAAAAACUUUGAUUUUAGAGGGUAAUGUCCCUUUAAAUCCUAUUCAUUUUAAGUCAUCUAAAAAGAGCAAACCUUCCGUCCCCCCAGUGGGAACUCCUGGAGGAGCUACACCGGUCCACACCGGGUCUUUGUACCUCACUCCCCCCUGGACCUGCAGACGGGACACCGGGUUCGAGUCCUAUUGCCCUCGGGUCGGAUCAGCACAGGCACGGUUCGUUACCUGGGCCAUCUGGAGGGGGAGCCAGACUUCCAUAUGGGAGUGGAGCUGGAAUCACCUGAACACGGGCAGCAAGAUGGCACACAAAGUGGACAGUGCUACUUUGAAUGGUAAGUGCUCUCUUCAUUUACCAAUAACUUGUAGUCUUGAAUCAGUUAUUCUGUAAAUAAGUUUCAUCCCUGAAUUGUAACAUUGGUAGAGUUGCUAGAUAUCUGCUGUGGAGUAUAAAGAUGUAUCUAUAUUUUGGAGCUAACAGGAAAAGGUUCAACAGUGCUUUUAGUUAUAACUGAAAAGGGUUUGUUUACUUUAAAUAAGUUAUCCACUGAAUCCUGUCGUUAUAAGGGUGUUGUCAGUCAAUCAACAAAGGGUUGUUUACCGUAGUAGUGCCUCCAGGCCCCUCACACACACAAGUAACAAUUAUGAAUUUGAAACAAUUGUUUAUUUUUCUAAAUGACAUUGUGGACAAGGAUGGAAAGUUGUUUGAUUUUGGAACAGUGUGUAGAACCUAUGGGGAUAUUUGUACAAAUCAUAUAUGUAUGCUCAAUUGCUGUCUGCUACAAUGAGGGAAAAAAGUAUUUGAUCCCCUGCUGAUUUUGUACGUUUGCCCACUGACAAAGAAAUGAUCAGUCUAUAAUUUUAAUGGUAGGAUUAUUUGAACAGUGAGAGACAGAAUAACAACAAAAAAAUCCAGAAAAACACAUGUAAAAAAUGUUAGAAAUUGAUUUGCAUUUUAAUGAGGGAAAUAAGUAUUUGACCCCCUCUCAAUCAGAAAGAUUUCUGGCUCCCAGAUGUCUUUUAUACAGGUAACGAGCUGAGAUUAGGAGCACACUCUUAAAGGGAGUGCUCCUAAUCUCAGCUUGUUACCUGUAUAAAAGACACCUGUUCACAGAAGCAAUCAAUCAAUCAGAUUCCAAACUCUCCACCAUGGCCAAGACCAAAGAGCUCUCCAAGGAUGUCAGGGACAAGAUUGUAGACCUACACAAGGCUGGAAUGGGCUACAAGACCAUCGCCAAGCAGCUUGGUGAGAAGGUGACAACAGUUGGUGCGAUUAUUCGCAAAUGGAAGAAACACAAAAUAACUGUCAAUCUCCCUCGGCCUGGGGCUCCAUGCAAGAUCUCACCUCGUGGAGUUGCAAUGAUCAUGAGAACGGUGAGGAAUCAGCCCAGAACUACACGGGAUGAUCUUGUCAAUGAUCUCAAGGCAGCUGGGACCAUAGUCACCAAGAAAACAAUUGGUAACACACUACACCGUGAUGGACUGAAAUCCUGCAGCACCCGCAAGGUCCCCCUGCUCAAGAAAGCACAUAUACAUGCCCGUCUGAAGUUUGCCAAUGAACAUCUGAAUGAUUCAGAGGAGAACUGGGUGAAAGUGUUGUGGUCAAAUGAGACCAAAAUCGAGCUCUUUGGCAUCAACUCAACUCGCCGUGUUUGGAGGAGGGGGAAUGCUGCCUAUGACCCCAAGAACACCAUCCCCACCGUCAAACAUGGAGGUGGAAACAUUAUGCUUUGGGGGUGUUUUUCUGCUAAGGGGACAGGACAACUUCACCGCAUCAAAAGGACGAUGGACGGGGCCAUGUACUGUCAAAUCUUGGGUGAGAACCUCCUUCCCUCAGCCAGGGCAUUGAAAAUGGGUCGAGGAUGGGUAUUCCAGCAUGACAAUGUCCCAAAACACACGGCCAAGGCAACAAAGGAGUGGCUCAAGAAGAAGCACAUUAAGGUCCUGGAGUGGCCUAGCCAGUCUCCAGACCUUAAUCCCAUAGAAAAUCUGUGGAGGGAGCUGAAGGUUUGAGUUGCCAAACGUCAGCCUCAAAACCUUAAUGACUUGGAGAAGAUCUGCAAAGAGGAGUGGGACAAAAUCCCUCCUGGGAUGUGUGCAAACCUGGUGGCCAAUUACAAGAAACGUCUGACCUCUGUGAUUGCCAACAAGGGUUUUGCCACCAAGUACUAAGUCAUGUUUUGCAGAGGGGUCAAAUACUUAUUUCCCUCAUUAAAAUGCAAAUCAAUUUAUAACAUUUUUUACAUGCGUUUUUCUGGAUUUUUUUGUUGAUAUUCUGUCUCUCACUGUUCAAAUAAACCUACCAUUAAAAUUAUAGACUGAUCAUUUCUUUGUCAGUGGGCAAAUUUACAAUAUCAGCAGGGGAUCAACUAGUUUUUUCCCUCACUGUAUAUCCCCCACAUGGAAAGCUAAGAUUAAGAAAGUAAAACAUAAUUUAACUGUAUGCCAUCCUACUAUAAAAAAACACAAAUGGAUACAAAAAGCUAAAAUCAACUCUGAAAUAUACCAAUUAACUUUGAAUUUCCACCACCUAUCUGCAAUUCCUUACAAAUUUCAAACGUAUUGGGAAGAUGUCUUUGACAACCCAAUACCAUGCAAGCAGGUCUUCAAUUUCACAUACAAAACAUCAAUAGAUACUCAAGAGCCUUUUAGUUAGGGAUUCUCUGGUAUUUUUGUAUACUUGUUAGCCAGUAGUUCUGAAGGUAGCGCCCACAAGCAAAAAGUGCAUUUAUGUGCACCAUGUCCUUGCUCUCUCUCUCGCUCUGCUGUGUGUGAUUCUUGCUAGCUGUUAACAAAGAAAAUGCUUUCCAUUUGGGGUAUUGAGCAAGACUCUAAUGAAGAUUCUGUAAUGAAGAGGAGGAGGACAUAAUGCACCUGUUUUGGUAACUGUCUGACAGUGAGCUCAUUUUAGCUACAGGUUCAAGGCUGGCUUUUCCAUCACUCCAUCAAACUAUGUAUUAAUCCCCAACUCAUCAUCUUGGGCAACCUCAAUGUCCAUUUGCCCUCAAUUAAGAACAAAAUACUUCUGCUAGGGAAAAUAUUCAUAUUCACAAAGUUCUACAUCUCUAACACCCAACCUGUUUAAACAAUUCAUUAGCAAUGACCAAAGGACAGAGCAUUCCAGGUGCAAAGCUCAAGAAUCUCAAAUAUAAAAAAUAUUUUGAUUUGUUUAACACUUUUUGGUUACUACAUUAUUCCAUAUGUGUUGUUUCAUAGUUUGAUGUCUUCACUAUUAUUAUACAUUGUAGAAAAUAGUAAAAAUAAAGAAAACCCCUGGAAUGAGUAGGUGUGUCCAAACUUUUGACUGGUACUGUAUAUUAUUUGGGUAGCCAGGCAAUAUUUACUUGAGUAAGUCCACAACAUUGUUAUUGAACAAUAUAAAUGAAAAUUAACAUAUGUUACUAUAAGGGCAAAAUGAUCCAUAUGCCAUGGAGUGUAAGAAAACAACGUUUUUCCUUAUUUAUUUUUGUAUUAGGCUACUAAACCAUGGCAUUGCUGAUAACUGUCUUGUCCAAAUGUGUUGUAUCGUGUGUGUUUGUCGGUUUGAGUAUCGUCAUGUACUGCACAUAGUCCUCCGUUUUUAUGGUUGUCUUGUCACUGUCAUUACCGACUUGUUUGUAUUUUGUUUAAGAAAAAAGAAUAAUAACAAAUAUGGUUCCGUGUUCAAGACACACUUCAACAUGUGCUGCUGACAUUUUCAUUGUUUGACUGAACAUGCAAAUAUCAACCUGAAAGCAAACGUGAGUAGCUUGAUUUGUUGUAUGAGGGCCAGAGUGUUUGUCAAAAGAGGAGAACAAAAUGCUAAGAAUUGCUAUAUACAGUAGUAUAUACUGUAUACAGUGGUAUAUGUGGGAUGAGCACUAACACUGUUUUCUUUGUUUCUGUGUUCAGAAAUAAAAUAACACUCUUGUAGCAUCAAAUAGUAAUGGCUUAUUAUGAAUUUCGAUAAAAGUACACUAUAUAUACAAAUGUAUGUGGACAGCCCUUCAAAUUAGUAGAUUCAGCUAUUUCAGCCACACCCGUUGCUGAGAGUUGUAUAAAAUCGAGCACACAGCCAUACAAUCUCCAUAGACAAACAUUGGCAGUAGAAUGGCCUUACUGAAGAGCUCAGUGACUUUCAACGUGGCACCGUCAUAGGAUGCCACCUUUGCAACAAGUCAGUUCGUCAAAUUUCUGCCCUGCUAGAGCUGCCACGGUCAACUGUAAGUGCUGUUAUUGUGAAGUGGAAACGUCUAUGAACAACAGCGGCUCAGCCGCCAAGUGGUAGGCCACACAAGCUCACAGAACAGGACCGGCGAGUGCUGAAGUGCGUAAAAAUUGUCUGUCCUCGGUUGCAACACUCACGACCAAAUUCCAAACUGCCUCUGGAAGCAACAUCAGCACAAGAACUGUUCGUCUGGAGCUUCAUGAAAUUGGUUUCCAUGGCCGAGCAGCCGCACAUGCCUAAGAUCACCAUGCGCAAUGCCAAGUGUAGGCUGGAGUGGUGUAAAACUCGCUGCCAUUGGACUCUGGAGCAGUGGAAAUGCGUUCUCUGGAGUGAUGAAUCACGCCGGGUUUGGCGGAUGCCAGGAGAACGCUACCUGCCCCAGUGCAUAGUGCCAACUGUAAAGUUUGGUGGAGGAGGAAUAAUGGUCUGUGGCUGUUUUUCAUGGAUCGGGCUAGGCCCCUUAGUUCCAGUGAAGGGAAAACGUAAUGCUACAGCAUACAAUGACAUUCUAGACGAUUCUGGACUUUGUGGCAACAGUUUGGGGAAGGACCUUUCCUGUUUCAGCAUGACAAUGCCCCCGUGCACAAAGCGAGGUCCAUACAGAAAUGGUUUGUUGAGAUCAAUGUGGAAGAACUUGACUGGCCUGCACAGAGCCCUGACCUCAACCCCAUUGAACACCUUUGGGAUGAAUUGGAACGGUGACUACGAGCCAGGCCUAAUCGCCCAACAUCAGUGCCCAACCUGAAUGGAAGCAAGUCCCCACAGCAAUGUUCCAACAUCUAGUGAAAAGCCUUCCCAUAAGAGUGGAAGCUGUUAUAGCAGCAAAGAGGGUACCAACUCCAUAUUAAUGCCCAUGAUUUUGGAAUAAGAUGUUUAACGAGCAGGUGCCCACAUACUUUUGGUCAUGUAGUGUAUGUAUUUUCUUUAUCGGGAAAGAUUAUAUUUAGUAGGGAUAUUUUUAUAACAGUGUGUUGUAUUACUCAAUGGUCUGCCUAGUUUUUACUCUAAGCUAUUGCAAUUUAACUGCCAUGUGGUGACUGUCUGUUUCCCUUCCCUUGCAGCAAGCCUGGCCAUGGUGCCUUUGUCCCAUUCACCAAGCUGCUGAUGGCCUGGGAGUGAUGACAUCACAGUCUCUCUGGUGGAGGGUCACAUUUGGAUGGAUCAUAUGGACUUUGUGGCAUCAAUCACGAAUGGUCUCUGAAAGCAAACUUACAUGCACAAGUUUACUGUGAAUGUGGUACCCCUGAUGUAGCUACUGUACAACCAACAUGCUUCAAAGAUCAUAGAACUGUCAACUAUUGACCCUGUAUUAAAGACCAAAAUUGGCUAAAGAAAAAGGGGAGAACAAAAUGCUAAGAAAUGCUAUAUACAGUAGUAUAUACUGUACAUGUACAGUGGUAUAUGUGGGAUGAGCACUAACACUGUUUUCUUUGUGUUCAGAAAUAAAAUAGCACUCUAGUAGCAUCAAAUAAUAAUGGCUUGUUAUGCAUUUCG